CAUAUAUCUUUUAUCUUACGACCAAGAAGAUCACACAAAUCGUCGUCCUUGUACGGCACGCAUAGUUUAUGUAAGCGGUUGUACACACGUGAUGACGUUUGGAUCUAGGCCUUUCAGGUUACCAUUUCCAUGCACGUUCCUCUUUUGCCAACUUCAUCACAUCCAUGUAGCACAAAGCGUCGGCGUUCUCGGACUUCCAUCGUGCUAGCCAUCUCAUGUCGGCCUGCUGUGCUACAUAAUGGCGGAUUCCACUUUCUUGACCAGCUUGUCGUACGUCUUUGGCUGGACGUACUUCACCUGCUGGUCUCUCUCGUUCUAUCCCCAAUCAAUCCUCAACUUCUCGCGCAAGUCAACAUCGGGAACCACUAUAGACUUUCCUCUCAUAAACUCGCUAGGUUUUUUCGCCUACACCAUCUCCAACAUCGCCUUUGCGUAUUCCCCCUUGAUCCGCGCCCAGUACGCAGUCCGUUACAAGGGCUUGACGCCAACGGUCCAGCUCAACGACAUUACCUUUGCUUUCCACGGCCUCAUCCUCUGCUUCGUCACCGUCAGUCAGUACCUCUUCCCUCGCGCGUGGGACUUCGCGCCGAGCCUCGGCAGCCGUCCCAGCCGCUUCAUUCUGGGAACCUUCUUCGGCUGCGUAGCUGGGGCGCUCAUCAUCAUUGCCCGGGUGUGGGCCUCGCCAGUUCGCAACGAUACAAGCGGCGCGGCGGUGACUGAAGGUGGCUGGGUCUGGCUAGACGCCAUCUACGCCGUUUCGUACGUCAAGCUCGUUGUUACCUUGAUCAAGUAUACGCCGCAGGUUAUUGUCAACUACCGCAACCGGUCGACCGAGGGGUGGUCCAUCUUGCAGAUUCUGUUGGAUUUCGGCGGCGGGAUUCUGAGUAUUGCGCAGCAGGCUAUUGAUAGUUACCAGCAGGGCGACUGGUCGGGCAUCACGGGGAACCCGGUCAAAUUCGCGUUGGGGAACGUGUCGAUGAUUUAUGACUUGGUGUUUAUCGUGCAGCAUUAUGUGCUUUAUCGUCAUGCAGCGGGAGCAAAGGCGGAUGGUGGUGAGGGGGACUCUGAUCUGGACCCAUUGCUCAGAGAGGAUGUGAGGGGAGGGGGUGAUGAGGAGAGACGGAUUCAGUGAGAGGGAUGACUAGCUCCACGACUCAUUUAUACACACCUCCACAUCGUGUCCAGUCCAGCCCGCUCGAUGACGAGUUGUUGAGAUGGCCUUCGCGUUGGAGGUAUUUUACUCUGCCUUGUCGACGUCUACGGUCGUGUCUCCUACUAACUUUGGCGGCGGGUUUCAUUUCGUUUGGAGGACCCGGGAUCUGUUGGGUUCGAUGCAGUGUCAUCUUAUUUGCAUCUGCAAGGAACUUCCGGAUGCAACUCGGAUAUAUUUCAUUCUAAGACAGCCGGGAAAGGAAACAGCCCAAAAAAUCCAAGUCGAUAACUGAA
Neurospora hispaniola is the source of this 1446-nucleotide messenger RNA. RefSeq names its product PQ loop repeat-domain-containing protein. Gene Ontology annotation, cellular component: fungal-type vacuole; vacuolar membrane. Bases 239 to 1132 code for a protein of 297 amino acids. Lineage: Eukaryota; Fungi; Ascomycota; Sordariomycetes; Sordariales; Sordariaceae. The transcript is spliced from 2 exons. Gene Ontology annotation, biological process: L-cystine transport. The record is from RefSeq and is a predicted model, not a curated record. Gene Ontology annotation, molecular function: L-cystine transmembrane transporter activity.